Molecule: messenger RNA, 369 nt
Organism: Dibothriocephalus latus
Lineage: Eukaryota; Metazoa; Platyhelminthes; Cestoda; Diphyllobothriidea; Diphyllobothriidae
Source: the annotation of a GenBank genome assembly
AUGUACACGGCGUCAUUGUACUCCUGUCUCAUCAGCCUCUGUUGCACAGUCCCCGAGGCGGAACUACACGGACGACGGAUACUCAUGUACGCUUACGGCUCCGGUUACACGGCAUCAAUGUUCAGCAUCCUUGUCGCUCCGGAUGCCUCAAUGUCGUCCAUCUUCGGUGUGAACACGCCGGCCUCACCCAUCGAACGUCUUACUCUGCGCAUUCCAGUUACCUACGAGGAAUUUCAGGAGAUGAUAAAGAGUCCGCCCCUAGAACCACCGUUCAAUCCCAAUCACUUCUUUCCUGGAACCUAUUUCUUGGAGAAGAUUGAUGAAAACCAUAGGCGUUUCUACAAUCGUGUACCUCUUAGCCACCAAUGA